UGGGACAGCAGGAAUCAAGCAUCUGGGGUCGCGCUCACAUAUACUGUAUUAAACUGAUGCGCACUAAUGCGCACACUGGCACAUCUGACGCGCGCCUUUGGUUACGCUUCUAUCAUGGUGAUACGCGUUUGAAUCGAGGAUUAUUAUUUUAGAAAGACUCCGAUCGUGAGUAUAACGGACAUCAGCUGCUAGUGCGUUUGACAGUUUGUAAUUGCCCCCUUGUUUGUAUGUUGUAUGAAAUCAUUGCUCUUCGGACACCUCUUACGCAUUAGAAAGCUUUCGAUAUCGCACAAGUUUGUAGCUGGAAUUGAUUUUCGGACACGUCGUUUUGGAGAUUUCUAUCUGUCGGACGGUGGUCCUCUUGUAUGGAUGUAGUGGCUCGGACUGAGUCGGACCGAUCCGGGGGUUCCAGACGCGCUUCCCCGAGAUUCCCCAGCAGCAUCACCGUCCAGCCGAGCGCAUCCAGCAGCAGUCGACAUGAUCCUUCUGGGAAUACUUCUAAAUCUGUUCGUCAUUAAGGGGGCUGUUCCCUCUGUGGUGCCAGUGUUCCCCGGGACUGUGGACUGCAUAGAGGCUGUAAAUGAAUGUAUGGUGGACCCAGAGUGUAAGCGGCAGUUCAGGCACCUGGAGUACUGCGUGGACGAGGAGGCGGUGGCUCCCCUCAGUCUGGAGGGACGGCAGGCCUGCGUCGACGCCCAGAACAACCUCAUGCACUAUCAGAACCUGCAAGAAUGCAAGUGUCAGCGAGGCUCUCGCUUGGAACAACAGUGCCUGAGCGUUUACUGGACCGUCCGUUUUCCACAAGGUUAUGAUGACAUUGAGACGUCCCCAUAUGAAGACAUUGAACUGGAACUUGUGAGAAAUAGCGAAACAUCAAAACUAGCCUCAAUAGUUUCAGUGUCCUCCCUUCCUCUGACGGAUCAGAACCAGUGUCUGAAAGCAGCUCAGGACUGUGGGUUGUACGAAAAGUGCGGUUCUCUGCGCUCUGAGUACGCGCUAGCUUGCACUAAGAUCAUACCUGGCACGAACCACUGUAACCGGCACAAAUGUCACCGGGCCCUGCGGAGGUUCCUGGAGCGUGUUCCAGAGGAGUACAGCUUUGGUGUUUUAUUUUGUCCCUGUUCGGAUACUCUGUGUGGGGAGAGGAGGAGAAAAACCAUCGUGCCCUCCUGUUCCUAUGAGGAGCGAGACGGACAGCCCAACUGCCUCAAUCUGGAGAGUUACUGCCUCAAAGACAACCUGUGCAGGUCAAGAUUGGCUGAUUUCCAGCAGAACUGUCAGCCGUCUUCUCUCUCUUCCUCCGGCUGUCUCCGGGAAAGUGGAGCCGUGUGCCUCAAGGCCUACGCUGGGCUCAUCGGUACCAUCAUGACACCAAACUACGUGAGUAACAGCAGUACAGAGGUGUCGCAGUGGUGUAAUUGCGAAGGCAGCGGGAAUCAGUGGCAGGACUGUCUGCGAAUCCUGCACAUGUUCAACAGCAACACCUGCCUGCGUAAUGCCAUUGAUAACAUGGGAAGCUCCACCCCUCGUCCAGUAGAAGGCACGCCCCUUCCUCCUCCUCGCCCCUCCCCUCAGGUCCAGCGCGAUGAGCUUAACAUCAACACGCUGCCUGAACCCAAUGCAGUGAUCGAAAGUGAAGAAGAUGAGGAGGAAGAAGAGGAGGAGGAGGAGGAGGAGGAAGAAGACCAAACCGGAGGAGGAGGAGGGUUCAACAUCAUCCCUCCGUUCUCAGACAAGGCGACAGUCACUAAUCUGGGCUCUGAGGCUGGAAGAGUCCACAGCUCGGCCUCCACCUUCUCCAUCCCUCAUUUCCUACUCGCGGCCCUGCUGCUGAUUGCCCUCCGCUGGGGGUAGAAACCCUCACUCACACACACACACACACACCUACACACACACUCUUACACAACACACAAACACACUUCCUCCUGAAGUACUCGCUCACAUCCAGACUCUACCAUCGAGGGACCGACAAGAACGACAGAUCGAAGUGCGAAACGAGCGGACAACUGUUCUAUCCCUCUUUCCUUCUUUCAUUCAUUCUUUUUCUCCUUCUCGGGAAGAGGGUCUGCUAUAGAUAUAGCUGCUUGUUCAUUAGGGAACCGCUUUCUGAAUGGGAUUCCCUGCCUGAAUCAUUUGAAUCACACAGAAGAUUCACGACUCCUCGGACUGACAGAAGCCGACGGUGAACGAAUGAUUUGGUCUUGCCAUGUAUCUAUUGUAUAAUGUCAGUGUGCUUCAGAAAAGCGAGUUAAACCAGGAAAGCGUUGGCUUUCCUUGGGUUCGGAAAACCCGCUGUGUUUAUUGUCGCUGAUCAUGUCGUCGUAUAUGAAAUGAGACAAAAUGUAUGUGUUUGUAAGUACGUGAUUCGCUUGACACGAGAGCAAAAAACCUGUCGAGCACGAUUUCCGAAUCUUCCCGUUUCACACGCCUCCGUGUCUCUGGAAUCAGGCCGCACACCUAAUCACACACACACGCCUCUGCCCUGCUGCGGAGCCGAUCGCGCAGAUGCAAGCGGUUUUCAUUUAUUGCUCUAUCUGCGAUGUGCUUUCAUUUUUUGACUCAGCACAGACUGUGCACUCUAACCAGGGGCAUAAAUAAGAAAACACGUCCGCGAACAGAAAAAAACAUGAGUAAUAAAGCCGAAAAUAAAGAAAUAAACACACUAAAUAAAUAAAUAUAUCGUGGCACAGCAGGUGUUGGAGUCCGGUCUGGGUUUAGAACCCGAGGGGAAGAAACAGGAAGUCAUUUUCCAACCGCCUGUCGCCUGGUACCUCUCCCUGUGCCUGUUGUUUUACUUUCACAGAGAUAAUGGCUUACAACACAAACUGUUUAUCUUGUUGUGUGUUCACGGGGACGAAUUACUCGUGAUGGGAACGAAAUAGAAAAAAGAGAUCAAGGGAAGGAACAGACGGAGACGGGGAGAGACUCAAACCCUCCAGCGAAGAGAAAAAACAUACAGUCUAGAAUCACAUGCUUUUUCUGUUUCUUAUAAAUCUUUUGCUGACACCGAUGCUUUUUUCUCAAUCUCGUUUCUUUUCCUCGCUCUCGUGCAUGUCCAUCCGUGGAAGUGAGAGAGAGAACAUGGGUGCAGUCGUACUGGAUUCGAUCGAGAACUUACUUCUCGACCGUUGAUGGAGUAUGUUCAGUAGGUAUGUAGUAAAAUUACAAGAUUCGGUGCCUCGCAGAAUCCUAUUCCCCUUGGACCGCAAGUGGCAGCCCACUGUAAUGCCUGUUCAAAAACAUGACACAUCAUCACAAUAUUAUCUAGAUAAUCAGAAAUUAUUUGACAUAAUGUCUAGUGUUGUCAAACGAUUAAUCACGAUUAAUCACUUGACAGCACUAAUAAUGUUAUUUCUUUAACUUUUCAGUUGCUAAGAAUUUUGGCUGGAAACAAUUAAAAACAACUAUUCAUAUAGAUAUAUAUAAACUUUAAAAGUUUACUGUGAUAUGAUAUUUGGUAACACUUUACUUAAAGCCUUUAUGUAUAAUGCAUUAUAAAAGUAGUUUUAAUGCAUUAAUUAUGCCUUGUAAUGCAACUUACAAUGAAUAAUUGUAACCACAGUUAUACAUUAUAACACUUAUCAAUUCAUUGUAACACUAUGCAUUUUACCCUUUAUAUACCCUUAUACCCUUUAAUAACCUUUUAUAAUGCGUUACAAAUAAAGGCCUUAAGUAAAGCGUUACCCUUUUUUUUCAAGAGUCUUUGAUGAAUAGAUAGUUCAAAAGCAGGAUUUUUCACUGACAAACAAGUUAAAAAGACUAAUUAAAAACUUAAGAAAAUUCUUCUUUCAAAAAAUCCUUGAAACAAGAUAAAACGACACAGCAUAAGACAUUAGGACCUGUUUUUAAAAAAAGCACAAAUGUAUUUUGUCUUACUGAACUAGUAGAUUUUUUAGUUUUAAGAAUAAAUGAGUUGAAACUCUUUAAUACUCACAUUAAAAAUACAUUGCUUUUAAUAUCUAAUGUAGUGCUAAUGUAAGUAAAUGAAUCUUGUUUUAAGGAUAUUCAAAUAUUUUUACCGAUAAGUAAAAAAACGAUUCAGUUCAGACGCAGCCUCCGUCUAGUUGGGUUUUUAGAGCAUGAGGGCUACUAAACACAUUCACCUCCCUCCUCCUCCUCCUCCUCCUCCUCCUCCUCCUCCUCCUCAUCUUCUCUGGAAGAAAUUAAAGCUUAGCUAAAGUGCUCAUAUCUCAUCUAGCAUUCUCAAGAAGCACCUUCGAUUACACCGACAUGACUUAACAAUCAGAUUCUGAACUGAUCUAUUAUGCGGAGGAACAUAGAGGGGUGCGCUCUGAUUGAACAGACGUCGUGCUCCUCAACGUUUUCUCCUCCGUGGCAAGGUCAGCGAGCCACGCAGCGCGCCCGCUCAAUCAGUAGGGUUAAUUAAGAGAAGAAACGAGAGCGCCUCUGGAUUGAUGCGCCUGUCGAAAUAGCGGGCAGCCUUUAUGAUGGCUGUUGUUAUUUUUUAAUUGUUAUCGGGGGCCAGUGUCGUCCGCCCAGCCAUAACAGAGGGAGUCAGAGAAUGAGUGACAUCGGAGGAGGAGAGCAAAGGCAUGGGUGUCAGUGAUUCACAUUACAAUAUUUCAAAAAAAUAAACAAAUAAGCCAUGCGUUAAAUAAAUGCACAUUGCAGAAAAGUUUUGGGAGGCAUAGACAGAAGAGCAGUGUUAGCUGUGUUCUGAGACCUAGCAAGAUUCCUACUUAGCAUUUGAAGGCUACUGAAAUGCAGUAAGAUAUAAUACCUUGUUUUGGUCAAAUUUUAAAGCAGGCCUACACUUUUCCAGGAUGUGGGCGAAUAAUGUUGAUUAUAAAUAUGUUUAAUUAAAUACCGUUAAAAACUGAUAAAAUAGUUCAAUCUAAUUAAAGAAUGACUAUUUUACCUAAUUAUUGUGCAUAUACUGCAAAAAUGAUUUCUUAAUGAGUUUUUAAUUAGUCUUUUUUAACUUGCUUAUCCGUAAAAAUUUUAAAAAUCCUUCCGGCAACACUACAAAAGACAUUAAAACUUAAGCGAAUGUAUUUUUAAUGAGUAUUAAAGAGUUUUAAAUCAUUUAUGUGUAAAAAAUAAAAUCUGCUAGUGCAACAUACACUUGUAUUAUCGGAAAUCAUAUACUAAUAUCUUCUACAGUGUUGUCUCUCAAUUAAUGUUAUCUUGUUUCAAGUAUUUUUGGAAAGACUAACUGGAGCACAAGACAAAAAAAGAAAAGAACACAUAAAAUACAUAAAAAAUAAACUUGUAUUCUUUAUAGUCUUAAUAUUUUCUGUCAUGCUGUUUUUCAAGUUAUCUUGUUUCAAGAAUUCUGAGAUAUUUUAACUGGAAAACCUGGCAAUUGUUUCCCCCACAAUUAUAAUUUUUUGACUUGCUUUUUAGUCACAUAUAUGUAAAAUCCUUAAAAGAAACUACCUGAGAAACACCACAUAAGAUAUUAUAGCUUGAAUGUAAUAUUACAGUAUUUUGUCUGUUCAUUAACUCAUUUAUGCUUAAAAUACUUACUGCCAGUGCAGUAAGACAAAAUACACUCCAGUUCUCAGAAAACAUUAAGCUGUGUUGCUUCUCAAGUAAUUUAAUCUUGUUUCAAGGAUUUUAUAUAUUUUAACUGUAAAACAAGACUAAAAGACUGUAUUUUUUGUGUAUUGGCAUAUCAUCCUGUUAGCUUAGCAACAUGCUAACAUCAAACUCAAAACAGUAGGCUAAGUCAAGUUGUAAUGCUUAUAGCACAACUUCACUAAUAAAGCUGGUUAACCAGCAUAAUCUUGCCUGGUUAAGCUAGCUAAUCCACCUGGGACCACCCAUGUCGUGAACCAGCGUUCAAAACAUGCCCAGUUCUGGAACAGAGCUAGAGAGACGGAUCCCACACUAAAUUAACCAUAACAAUUUCGCUGUUUGCUUGCGUGUGCCGCAUUACAACCACGACUUGGCCCAUACACAGAUUUGCUUAAUAUGAGUCUAACAUUUCCUCUGCGCCCAUCUGCGCCUGUGUACACAAGAGAAACCUGCCACGGCGAAUCCUCUGCGCCGAGCGCUAGAUUGCAGGGAGCAAGGGACAGGAAAAGAGAUAAACACACAAUAAGGGAUAAAGGGAUGGAGAAAGUGGAGGAGAGAGAGCGAGAGUAUGGGUUAGAGAAAAAAGCACUCCGGCGAGAGAGCUGCAAGCGUGAUGGAGAGAGAAAGAGAGGAGCGGGAAGAUUGCAGGAGAGAGAGAGAGAGAGGAGAGAGGAGAGAGAGGAGUUUACCCUGUAGGCUCAUAGCUUUAUUAUUAUAGUAUGCGGACACUGAUUUAUUUGGCGGCUGCAGGCACCCGUACUGAAACUCAUUUCAGUUGUACUGAUGUUGAUUCGCUCUCUCUCUCUCCUCUGGCUCUGCAUUGUGAGCCCACUGGACUGUGUGCCACUGUUUGUCACCCCACAAUGCACCAUCAAUUGCAUGAAAAUAAUCACCACUGCUAAUGUUUUUCUAAUGAAGAUGCCCAAAAUAGUCUGUAUUUAAUCUUCUUUUAUGGAGUGCACUUAUGUUUUUUUUUUCUUUUUUUCACAGCGCUGUAUUUUCGCUUUUAAUAAUGGCUUGACGGAUUUAUUUUGUCUUGUUUUGCAGUUAAUUUUAAUGAAACUAUCAACAAUGAGCACUCUACCCUACUUAAACGUUGCAGGCCCACAUGGAAUCAGCGGCUGCUGAUUUCUGGAGAAUUGGAACUUGUUUGUGUAUUAAAAUGCAAUCGUGUUUGCACACGGAUUGCGUAAAUUGCUUUCAAACAGGUCGCCCGAAGACUCUGCUAUUGGUCGGUAAAACUGAUAGUCCAGCCCAGGAUUCACAAAAAGAGAAAUGAUUUGAAUGGGCUUUUUUUGUGCCCAUCUACAGAUUGCUGGCGUAUAGUUGUCUCUGCAUAUUCAGCAUUCAACAUUUAAAUAUAAUUAAUUUCAACUAAUUUGGAGGUGAGUGUUAUUCCAUCUCCAAAUUUAAAGGUGCAGUCACACUUUAGGCUUUUAAUUUGGAAGGAUAAUUGAAACAAAUUCAGCUAUUUGUUGAACGUUUGUCAUUUUUUCACAAUGCAGUUGUCCGAUUUUAUAAAAGCACUCUUUAUUUAAUUUAACAUGCCACUUGUAUUCUUUGUAUUGAGAUAUGAGGUCAAUAAUGUUACAUUUACAUUUAUGUGUAUUGAUUUACAAGGCAAAAAAGGAUUUUCUAAACAAGUAUAUUUUUGUCUUAUGUUUUGAUAUUUGUACUGUAAAACAAGUUAAAAAUACUCAAAAAAAAAAUCAUUUUUUGUGGUGUACCAGACAGUUAUUUUAAUUUUUUUUUCCAAAGUGACUUACAAAUGAGAAAUACAAAACAAGCAAACAAUGUUUUUGGUGAAAAAUCUUUUCACUAUACAAAUUUGCAGGUCAGAGUUGACCAAAUAUGAGUUUUGUAUGCAUCAUCGGCUGAAUCAACUAAUCAACAAAGAAUCAGGAUUGAAUAGAAGUGACUGGUGUAGCUUGACCACAACCACACACAUUUUUACCAUGCAUUUACCUCCAAU
Molecule: messenger RNA, 7513 nt
Organism: Onychostoma macrolepis
Lineage: Eukaryota; Metazoa; Chordata; Actinopteri; Cypriniformes; Cyprinidae
Gene: gfra3
Product: GDNF family receptor alpha 3
Exons: 9
Coding region: 478-1854 (458 amino acids)
Biological process (GO): nervous system development
Cellular component (GO): signaling receptor complex; external side of plasma membrane
Molecular function (GO): signaling receptor activity
Source: RefSeq, a predicted model, not a curated record